AUGCCACUCACCGAAAUCGAGACUAACGGCUGGACCACAGUGCCCGUCAGCGCCAAAGCAAUCAAGGAUUCAGUCCAGCAACUUGGCGAUAACAAGACCUACACUGUUCAAGACAUCGACUUCCCUUCCGAAGACAAAAUUGUUUCUGAAGCUCAAGCCUUUGUCAAGGCUCGUUUGAGUACAGAGGCUUAUAACCACUCCAUGCGGGUGUUCUACUGGGGAUCGAUAAUUGCCAAACGUUUGCUACCCAAGCAGGCAGAGGUGCUAUCACCAUCUACUUGGGCGCUGACAUGUCUCCUACAUGAUAUUGGUACUGCGGAGGCUUACUUAACUUCGACCCGUAUGUCUUUCGAUAUCUACGGUGGUAUCAAGGCUAUGGAGGUGCUCAAAGGCCUUGGUGGUAGUGUCGAUCAGGCCGAGGCUGUUGCCGAGGCCAUCAUCCGUCAUCAGGACAUGGGAGUAGAUGGCACUAUUGCUUUCCUUGGCCAGCUGAUUCAGCUGGCAACUCUGUAUGAUAAUGUUGGGGUGUACGAAGGUAUUGAGGACUUUCCUAACUGGAUCGACGAUGCCACUCGUGGGAACAUUAACACAGCGUUCCCGCGUCAUAGGUGGUGCUCCUGGUUUGCUUGCACAAUUCGCAAAGAGGUAGCCAACAAGCCUUGGUGCCACACUACACAUAUCCCGCAGUUUGAUAAGCAGAUGGAGGCGAAUACUUUGAUGAAGCCAUGGGAGUAG
Fusarium venenatum is the source of this 735-nucleotide messenger RNA. RefSeq lists its product as uncharacterized. The record is from RefSeq and is a predicted model, not a curated record. Lineage: Eukaryota; Fungi; Ascomycota; Sordariomycetes; Hypocreales; Nectriaceae.